AUGACAGGUUGCUUGAUGUACUUGCUUGCAACCAGGCCUGACUUGACAUUUUCUGUGUGUUUGGUGGCUAGAUAUAUGGAGAGGCCUACUGAGAUUCACUUGGCUGCAAUUAAAAGAAUAAUGAGGUAUCUCAAAGGAACAAUAGAGCUUGGCAUUUGGUACAGAAGGAAUGAGAAAUUGACAUUGGUUGGAUGGUCUGACAGUGAUUAUGCAGGUGAUCUAUAUGAUAGAAAGUCUACAUCGGGAUAUGUGUAUAUGCUUGGUUUAAGUGCAGUUUCAUGGUCAUCAAAGAAGCAAGCUAUUGUCACUCUGUCCACCACUGAAGCAGAGUUUGUAGCAACUACUUCAUGUGCUUGCCAAGGUAUUUGGUUAAGAAGGAUUCUUGAAGAACUUGGUCAAUUGCAGGAAUGUACUACAAUAAAGUGUGAUAACAGCUCCUCAAUUAAGCUAUCAAAGAACCCUGUGAUGCAUGGAAGGUGUAAACACAUUGAUGUGAGGUAUCAUUUCUUGAGGGAUUUGACUAGAGAAGGAGUGGUAGAGCUCAGCCACUGCAGCACAAUGGAGCAAAUUGCUGAUAUCAUGACCAAGCCAUUGAAGCUUGAAACUUUUUGUAAUCUUAGAGAUAAGCUAGGUGUAUGUGAUGCUCAUAGCUUAGGAUGA
Messenger RNA from Trifolium pratense (red clover), 660 nucleotides. RefSeq names its product secreted RxLR effector protein 161-like. The coding region runs from base 1 to 660 and encodes 219 amino acids. The record is from RefSeq and is a predicted model, not a curated record. Lineage: Eukaryota; Viridiplantae; Streptophyta; Magnoliopsida; Fabales; Fabaceae. The transcript has a single exon.